Molecule: messenger RNA, 1731 nt
Organism: Ilyonectria robusta
Lineage: Eukaryota; Fungi; Ascomycota; Sordariomycetes; Hypocreales; Nectriaceae
Product: ADC synthase
Exons: 4
Coding region: 1-1731 (576 amino acids)
Biological process (GO): L-tryptophan biosynthetic process
Source: RefSeq, a predicted model, not a curated record
AUGAACGGCCUAGCCCAUCUCGAUAUACGGCCAUCCGUCGCCGAAGCUCGCGAUGCCCUCAACCAAGCCUGGGACGAUAGCAACCGCCCUACCCUUGUCCCCGUUUGCGCCUCGAGCCCCGCGGAUCUAUUGACGCCCUCUGCCAUAUACCUCAAGCUCUCGUCUGGUGCCACGGCCGAGUAUUCGUUCCUCCUCGAGAGCGCUACUGGUAGCAGCGAAACCGUCGGACGCUAUAGCUUUAUCGGCGCAAAUCCCAGAAAGGUCUUGAAGACUGGCCCCGGAUAUGAUCACAGUGGUGACCCCCUCCGCACCCUGGAGGCCGAACUAUCCCAGCACAAGGUCCUUGAUAUUCCUUCACUCCGAAUCCCCAAGCUCUCGGGUGGAGGUGUUGGCUAUGUCUCAUAUGACUGUAUCAAGUACUUCGAGCCCAAGACUGAACGAGCGCUCAAGGACAACCUCCAAAUCCCAGAGGCCCUUUUCAUGCUCUUCGACACCAUCAUCGCCCUCGAUCAUUUCCGUUCGACCCUGACCAUUGUGACGCACAUGGCCGUCCCCCAAAACCCUUCCGACGACAUCCAAGCAGCCUAUGACGAGGCCUGCGCAACCCUUCGAACCACCUUGGACAUAAUUCAACAGCCUGAGGCGCCUCUCCCCGUACAGAACCUUAGCUCACAAUCGAGCUCUGACCUCCAGUACUCGUCAAAUGUUGGCCGUCGGGGAUAUGAGAACUUCGUCACCAAACUCAAGGAGUACAUCGUCAAGGGAGACAUCAUCCAGGCUGUGCCCUCUCAGCGCUUCUCUCGAAGCACCAACCUCCAUCCGUUUAACAUUUACAGGACUUUGCGCACCUUGAACCCCUCGCCAUAUGUAUUUUUCCUGUCGUGUGCCGACUUCUACAUUGUCGGUGCCUCGCCUGAGUGUCUUAUGAAAACGGACGGCUACGCCCCUCUUCCGGUCGACCCUCGGUUUGGUUACAGCGUUGCAGAGGCGCGAUCACGACCCAGAAUCGUCAACCACGCCAUUGCUGGUACAAUCCACCGUGGUCGCAACGCCGCCGAGGACGACGAGCUCGCGGCUCAGCUUCAAGGCUCAAAGAAGGACCGUGCCGAACACGUUAUGCUGGUUGACCUUGCCCGCAACGACGUCAACCGUGUCUGCCACCCCAACACUGUCAAGGUCGAUCGCUUGAUGAGAAUCGAUCGUUUUUCUCAUGUGCAACACUUGACCUCAGAGGUAUCUGGAGUUUUGCGUCCUGAGUGCACGCGCUUCGAUGCGCUGCGAUCCAUCUUCCCUGCUGGAACAGUCUCAGGUGCGCCCAAGAUCCGUGCCAUGGAGCUCAUUUACGAUUUGGAGCAAGAAAAGCGUGGCAUAUAUGCUGGUGCUGCUGGCUGGUUUGGAUACGACAUUGUCAGGGUAGACGACUCCGACAAGGUUGACGCUGCGGAUCGAAUCUACGUUGACGAAGGCCCGAUGGACACCUGUAUCGCAAUUCGAACCAUGCUUGUCAAGGAUGGAGUAGCAUAUAUGCAAGCAGGCGGCGGCAUCGUGUUUGACAGUGACGAGACUGAGGAGUGGAUGGAGACAAUGAACAAACUGGCAGCCAACCUUCGAUGCGUUGAGUUAUCAGAGAAGUACUUUGGCAAUGGCGUAAGCACCAAGUCAGUCGAAGAGAUCAUUGCCGAAGAGAGGAGGAAGGGAGAGGAGGAGAUCAAGGCCGCAGCCCGGAACUGA